CAAAGCGUAUUAUAGUUGGAACAAAUUAAGCAAUCUAGCUAUAUCUAUAUAAUUUACCGUUAACCUAAGUCAGAAUAGCUAUAAUAAUUAUAGUCUCUUCAAAGUACUAAACUCAGUAUAUCCUACUUAGGAUGAAUAAACUAAGUUUGCUAUUCGUCGUCAAUGUGGCAACACUGGUUUGCUUGCUACAAGUUCAGAGCUGUCAAGGAUGGUCAGCAGGUGAUAUUCUCUUCAAGUAUCAGGGGAAAUACAAACACCACGAAGAGUGGAGAUGGUGGAAGACAACACAUGCGAAAAAUUAUGCGUCUCACCAAGAAGAGCUUGAGAGGCAUUUGAUAUGGCUGUCUAAUAGGAAGUAUAUCGAGCAACACAAUGCCAAUUCACAUAUCUUUGGGUUCACUCUGGCUAUGAACUAUUGGGGAGAUAUGACUGAUUCAGAGUACAAUGACGUUCACAAGAGCUAUGAGCCAACAAACAAAAAGCUGGUUUCAAACUUUCCCGUGUUUGAGACACCACAGAACCUGACGUACCCGGACAGCUUGGACUGGAGAACAAAGGGAGCCGUGGGGAGCAUCAAGGACCAGAUGGCGUAUCAGUGUGGUUCAAGCUAUGCGUUUGGGGCAAUCGGUGCAUUGGAAGGAGCUAAUGCUCUGGCAAAUGGACAACUUGUCUCACUCAGUGAGCAGAACAUUCUGGAUUGCUCAGUUCCAUAUGGAAACUUUGGGUGCAGUGGUGGUAACGUAUACAACACAUUCAUGUACGUCAUAGCCAAUAGUGGCGUGGACACAGAGGACAGCUACUAUUACAAAGGAAGGCAAGAUGAAUGCAGCUACUCUAGCAACAAUAGAGGAGCCAAAAUGUCAGGAAUAGUGAGAAUCAAGAGUGGGGAUGAGAGCUCACUAAUGGCAGCAGUUACUAGCGUGGGACCAGUGGCCGUGGCCGUGGAUGCUAGCUCAAAUGCUUUCAGGUAUUAUUCCAGUGGAGUUUUUGAUUCAUCAAGAUGCUCAAGCUCUAGCUCCACUCAUUUCAUGGUCGUCACUGGCUAUGGAACAACCAACGGCAAAGACUAUUGGCUAGUCAAAAACAGCUGGAGCUCAAAUUGGGGCAUGAAUGGAUACAUCAUGAUGACCAGAGGCAACUACAACCAGUGCGGCAUAGCAACAGACGCAUCCUACCCCACUCUCUAACACAACUGCACUGCAAUAUUAGACAUGUUAAUAGUGAAUAGAAUACAUGUGUUCUCGUGACUAAAACUUGUGUCUGUACAGUGCUGUGAAUAGGGACUUAGAAUAGUGUAUAAAUCAAUUAUUAUGCGAUCAUUAAUUGUACUUCCUCAAAUGUUGGGUAUAAUGACUUACAGUAUAGGAUUAGAUCAAUAUAC
Halichondria panicea is the source of this 1381-nucleotide messenger RNA. Its product is annotated as silicatein-like. The coding region runs from base 132 to 1187 and encodes 351 amino acids. Gene Ontology annotation, molecular function: cysteine-type endopeptidase activity. NCBI's taxonomy places the organism in Eukaryota, Metazoa, Porifera, Demospongiae, Suberitida, Halichondriidae. The transcript has 7 exons. The record is from RefSeq and is a predicted model, not a curated record. Gene Ontology annotation, cellular component: lysosome.